AUCCCAGCCCCCCGGAGCCGCCCCCGGUUCCCGUGUCCCCGCCCCGCGCCUGCGCUGCCGCCACUGCGGGGCCGCCUCGCUCCGGUGCGGGGCGGCGGCGGCGAGCAGGAUGCCGGCGCGCCGGGCAGAGACUCUACAAGUGAACGAGAACUUCUUUCUACGGAACUGAGGUGAAGAACUUCACCAUGGGUCAACAAAUUUCAAACCACACACAAACUGUAAUUAGCAAGUUGCCAGAAAAAGUAGCAAAGCAUGCUUCUCUGGUUCAAGAAAGUGGUUUCCUAACGUAUGAAGAGUUUCUGGGAAGAGUAGCUGAACUUAAUGAUAUUACUGCAAAAUUAGCUUCUGGACAAGACAAGCAUCUGUUAUUUGAAGUGCAGCCUGGUUCUGAUUCUUCUGCUUUCUGGAAGGUGAUCGUUCGGAUAAUAUGUACUAAAAUAAAUAAAACGAGUGGCAUCGUGGAAGCUUCCAGAAUCUUGAACUUGUAUCAGUUCAUUCAACUUUACAAAGACAUCACCAGCCAAGCAGCAGGAGUUCUUGCAGAGAGUGGUGCUUCUGAAGAAGCUGCUGAGAGUUUGAUGUCUGUGUCAUCUUGUCAGGCCAGCUUGUGGAUGGGAAGGGUUAAACAGUUGACAGAUGAAGAGGAAUGUUGCAUCUGUAUGGAUGGGCGUGCUGAUUUAAUCUUGCCGUGUGCUCACAGUUUCUGCCAGAAAUGCAUCGAUAAAUGGAGUGACCGUCACAGAAGCUGUCCUGUCUGCCGUCGGCAAGUGACUGGAGCAGGAGAUUCAUGGGUGGUCUCAGAUGCACCCACAGAAGAUGAUAUCGCUACUUAUAUACUUAACAUGGUAGAUGAGGCGGGUCAGCCUCACAGACCCUGACACUGGCCAACAAGCUGGUAAUAGCAGCAGCACUUGAAGCUUUCAUUUUCGUUUACCUCUCCUUGCCGUUCUUCCACAAGUCUUUUUACUCCUCUUCUUGGCUGCUGUGAAUCUAUGCUGCUCUUUUAAAACGCUGGGUAUAUGAUCCCAGUGUAUGUGUGUGCAGUCUUAAUUAUUAAUCUGUACUUUCAGUAGACUCUUAGAUUGCUAAUGACAUUUUUUUAACAACUUUUGAUAUUAAUUAUUUUGUUGACUAGACGAAGCAAUUUAUAACAGCACAACUACUACCACUAACUGCUCUUUGAACAUCACAGUGUACUGCUACAGAAAAUGAACCAUGUCAGAUGACUUGACCUCACAGUUCUUAUCCCUAAAAGCAGUCCAUUUUAGUUUCAUGACAAGUGUGAAUAAAGAUGAAUUAGCACUAGUGAUUAUUAAUUUGAAAUUUUACAGUUGAAGAUAUCCCACUAACUGUUCUUCAGUAGCCAGUUACUGCUGCUUUUAGUGUUUACAAGUACUGAUUUCAGUCUGAUCUGUUACAAGCUUAAUAUUAAUUAUUCUAAAUCUGUUUUGGGGAGAGUAGGCAGCUCUGUAAAUGUACUUGUGCACUUCCCUUUAUUCUUCUAAUACGAUUAUCUCUUAAAUAUUAUAUUUAGCAUAGUUGUAUUAGCUUGGAAACAUUAAGCAGUUUCAUACAGAAUCCUAAAAAGAGUAAAUCAAUUUCUUUAUAGUUUUUUGAUUAAGAGCAGCCAAAAUUAUUUUUAAACAUUAGGCAUAUCUGAAGAAAUGACUAUUUGAAUUAGCAGUUAAGGUGUAGUUUAGUCUGAGACUGUGGUUUUGUCUGCUUCUCUUGAGUUUUUGAAGUGAUGAAAUCAGAGUUAUAAGGUAUAGUAUGAGUUGCAAAAUGAUAAUCUAAGUAAGGGUGCUGUGCUUUAUAUCUACAAGUGCAAUAUGCUUUUAUGUAGCAGAGAGAAACUUCUACUUUACUAAUACUGUUGCUUGCAGUGAGAUGUGCAUGUGACAACUUGGAAAAUCACAACUGGAGUGCAAAUGUGUUUCUGUGUCUAGCUGAGUAAAUUCUUUAAAGAUUCAAAUUUAGACAGUCUAAAAUAAAUUGUUAGUAUUCAGGGAACCCAUUUUAAGCCUCUUUUGCUUAAAUAGUGUUACAGAAAUCACCUGCUAUUGUAGAGAAUUAAUGAUUUUUUUAUAUAUAUUAACAAAUACUAGUCUUAACUUGGGGCUAUUGAGUGAGAAAUAUUCAAGUGUAGCAUUUGAGGGAAUAUCAGCAUAAAUCUUGCUUACUAUAAGACUGUGUUUUUAAUUACCGCACUUGUUAAAAUUCAGUGACGCCAUAAAGUUAGGUAAGGCCUUUUAUCACAGACAGGUUCUGAAUUAAAAGGCGUAUGCACAUGUAGAUAGGUACAUUUUGGGUUAUUUUUCUUAAUUGGCUACAAAAUAAUUUAAUUACAUUGAAGAACUACAAAAUAAUUUAAUUACAUCUUGGGAAUUUAUUGUACUUCUGUUUGUUAAGGAACGUGCAUAGUGUGUGGCACCUAUUUAAGCUUGGCUUAUGGCACAGUUGCCAAAUUUAUCAUAGACAUUAAGAUAGAUAAGCAACAUAUUCUUGUGUGCAUCAUCUAAAAGCCAUUAUGGCUUACUGUGUAAAUCUGUAUUUAACUAUUGAAAAAUCCAUUUAUGAAUGUAUAUAUCUUAAAACUUUUUUUUUCCUUUGUUAAUCCUUUGAUAUCAAUGAGGUGUUCUUCAGAAGAUGUGUGGACUGUUUGUUUGCAUAAAGGCAGUUAUUACCGAGGCUGGAAAUUGUAAAUGGUCAGGGCUUUUCCACUAAAGUAUUUGCAAAUAUUCCUAAUCACACACUGGUUUGGCUUCAUUUUGCUUUAUGAGCUUGCAUUAAUCCAUGUUCAGAACUUUAAAAUAACCUUUGGAUUUUUUAAACUUUUUAUAUCACUGGAACACAAAGAGCAUCUAAAUUAAAGCUUCAAGCUAACUUUAUUUUUCAAGUAUUUCAGGAAUUAUACUUCUGAACAGAGAUUUUAUAAGUUGACUUUCUGCUGAGAACUUAAACUUCUUAAAAUGUAAUUUUGUAAUGAUGCAAACAGGUUGUUAAUUGCAGCGUAAUGGUACUUGCAAUAUAAACUAAUGCAAAAAUUAUUUAAAUAGUGAAAAAACUUUGUAUUCUGUACAGCUUUUUUAAUUAAGUUGCUGUGAUUCACACUGCUGUGAUGUAGGUACUGUAAUGUGUGCCUUGUAAAAUAUAUGUACUGUAUGUUACAUGGGAUAGUUAACACUAAAAAACUAAUGAUUUUAUACUGGUUGGUGUUACCUAGUCUGACGUGCUACAUUUAGCAAGGAAUUUUGGAAAAGGGAAAGGGAUCCCAUUGGCAGGGACAUGGCAGUGGGUUCCAGAAGGUGGAACUUGAAAAUGUGAAUUACAACAAAUAGCUGUUGGUGGGGGCAUUAGAACAAACUAAAAUUUCUUGUGUUAAGUCAAGAUUUCUUACAGGUCUACUGUGAAAUUGUAAUUUAAACAUUAUAGAGUGUAUUAAUAGCUAGGGACAUUCGAGUAUAUUAAACUUUGUGUAUGAAUUGUGCAAUAAAGUUACUUUGGAAGAAAUGUCAAAGUU
Molecule: messenger RNA, 3520 nt
Organism: Cuculus canorus (common cuckoo)
Lineage: Eukaryota; Metazoa; Chordata; Aves; Cuculiformes; Cuculidae
Gene: RNF141
Product: ring finger protein 141
Exons: 6
Coding region: 186-878 (230 amino acids)
Biological process (GO): protein autoubiquitination
Molecular function (GO): ubiquitin-protein transferase activity
Source: RefSeq, a predicted model, not a curated record